CACGGACGCGUGGUUGGUGAACUGCUGCGCCGCUCCGUAGACCUAAGCUUCGACAUCAUCUACGGCGUCGCGCCGUUGUGGGUGACAAAUCUCGUCUGCAAAGUGACCGCGAACGUUUGAUUGCGGAUAGACCCGGGCGACAUCUCUCUCGAUACCGCGGCGAGCUAUGCCGCCUGGUGCACCGCCUCCCGGCUCGGAUCCUGCAGGUCGAGCUUCCAUCUGCGCGCCCUUGUCGACCGGAACCGGAAGAAGAAGGAGGCAGAGAGCGACUGAGCAAACUGGGUCUCCAGUAAGUGUCCUGUGAAGCCGACGACGCCCGUGAUUCCACGUUCUCGAGAGGCACAACCUGGCCAUGUCUGGCGCCCUCUACAGAGUGAGCUGAAAAAAAAAAAUCAAGAGCGUAUAUUCCAGUACCAUGCGAGUGCUCCAAGCGUUCCGGUAUGAAAGCCCUGUCGGACGCCUCCCGACAGCAGUUGGCGAACAAUAGAUGCGAACACAGCUUCAGCGCACGGAGCCGUCGCCCCGCUGACGGCAGGUCCGGCGUGCCAUGCGUCUCACGGGGCUUCCCGAACUCUCCGAAUCCGGUGACCGGGGCAGCUGACAGGGCCUCGAGCGAGGCCAUGUAAGCAGCCCGGGCCGAGUGUUCCACCGAUGGCCGCGGCGGCGUCGCGCGAACCCGGGGCUCCUUGACGGGGGCUCGCCGACGAUGCCCCGGACUGCGUCGCGAGGAGCCUCCUUCUCUCCGUGUGCCCUCCUCCUGUCACUAAUCAUCAUGGCGGCCGCCGCGGGAGCCGGCGGCACGGCUUCACCGCACGGCGGCAGCUGCCCGUCGGCCUGCAGCUGCAAGUGGAGCGGCGGCAAGCGCACCGCCGAGUGCGCCGGCUUGUCGGGCAGCGUGCCGCAGCACCUGCCGGGCGACACGCAGGUCCUAAACCUGACGGGCAACAUCCUCAAGACGCUGCCGGGCGGCCACUUCCAGCAGGCGCGCCUGGUGCACCUGCAGCGCAUCUACCUGUCGCGCUGCGGCAUCGUCCUGAUGGCGGACGACGCGUUCCGCGGCCUCAACAACCUCGUCGAGCUCGACCUGAGCCACAACUUCCUCACGGCCGUUCCCAAGCUGGCGCCCUACUGCCCGCUGCUGCGCCGACUGCAGCUCAGCGCCAACCCGAUCCAGAGGCUGGGCGGACACAGCUUCCGCGGACUGCACAGUCUCGUCUCCCUGGAGCUGAGCCAGUGUCAGCUGGCGUGGCUCGAGACGAACGUCUUCGCCGACCUGCAGUCACUCGAGGUACUUCGGCUCGACGGCAAUCGGCUGCGCUCGCUACCUCCGGACGGCCUCACACUGCCACCGCUGCACUCGCUAGACCUGAGCGACAAUCCGUGGCACUGCGACUGCAGCCUUCGCAGCUUGCGCCAGUGGAUGCACCAGCGCAACGUGCCGCUCUCGGUGCCGCCACGCUGCGAGGGGCCGCCGAGGCUCGCUCGCCGCCUCUGGAGCCAGCUGGAACCGGACGACUUCGCCUGCGCGCCCCGCAUCGCCGCCAGCGAGUUGCGCGUGGGCGCCGUGGAAGGCGAGAACGCCACGCUGCAGUGCGACGUCGACUCCCUGCCGGCGGCCAGCGUCAGGUGGCUGUGGAGGAGCCGCGCCAUCGUCAACCUGUCGCUCAUAUCGUUCGGGCGCCAGAUGUACCUGCUGCGGGCACACCAGAGCGGCCGCCGGCAGCAGACGAGCACGCUCACCAUCAUCAACGUGAUGCUCAAGGACAGCGGACGCUACCUGUGCGCCGCGGCCAACCGCGCGGGUAACCAAACAGCCAACGUGACGCUCAUAGUGCGGCCGCGUUCGGCCGACCUCGCGGCGCUGUCCGCGCCCGAGAUAGUCGGGAUCGUGCUAGGCCUACUUCUUCUCCUCGCCCUGGUCGCGGCCUCGGCGUGCCUGCUGGCGGUGCGCAGGCCAGCGCGGGGGCCGCGUGCCUCCAAGGAGACGCAGAUGCGGCUCGAGUCGCUCUUGCUCGAAUCGAAGCAGCGCUCGUCGGACGCUGGCAGCCUGCAGGCCAACUCCGAGGAGCAGUCCGGCAGUCCGGCGCCCCUGCUGAGCUCCCACAAGAAGCCCGCGCCGGCGACGGCCAAGUCGGGCAUCGUGGCUGCCGUGUUGCGCGGCGAGUAUCGGACUCUGCGCGCGUACCGCGGCACGAACAAGGAGGAGGAAGGGGGCGCGAGCGACGUGGUGACGGACGCGCUGCGCGUGUCCGCCGGUGCGCCGAGGCACGAACAGGUGUGCGCGACCAGGAAGCGGCCGGCGGGGAUAGUGGCCAAUCCGCUGUCGCCCGGCGCCAGGGACUCGCCGGACGAGGGGCUCGGAGAUGAGCGAGAGUACGAGACGGACAUCCUCGAUUGACCUCUUGGAGACGGACUGACUGGACGCCUGUCAAGCGGUAUCCUGGAUCACCGUUGCUCAUCCCGAUCUUAAACGGUAGCAAGCACACUCCGCGACGAAAAAAAACAAAGAAAACAAUGCAUAUCGGACUUUGCCAGCUGGAGUUCAACGCACAUCGAUGCUUUUGAAAGGCCUGUAUAUGAUACCAGAAAGCGUGACAUUAAGCGGCAUCGUUCCUUUAUCGUGAUCGUAACCAACUGUCUUCGUCUGCGACGAGCUGUUGGCUUCCGAUGUAAGAGGACACGAGUGUAACGCCCCCAAAUGAACUACACAAAGCACCGUACAUCCAAAUGUGGAGUAUAUUUUACGUGAUAAAGUAUUACGAGAGAAUCUCGCGGCAAAAUACAGUUCGAAAAAUAAGUAUAUGGGAGAUUUACGAAAGUUGACGUUAUAACAGGAAUAUUGUAUUUGUAUUAAACGGCAUAGCGAGUCGGGCGCCGGAACUAUGUUUUGAAGCCGAACUUACUAUAAGCAGAGGACAGCUUAAGUCGAGCGGUGCUCACUUUCCUCCCUUUUCACGUGCGCUACAAGUGUCGCAGACUUAGGUUAAACGUAUUAGCAGUUGCGAUGAAAGUGAAUGUCCUUGAUCUCAAGUAGGUACAAAUGAGCAGGUAGAAAAGCUGCAGCACCAUAAAGUUCACACAGUGAACGAUAACCACGACCUCAUUCGGGUGAUAAAUAAUGCAGUCAGAACGUGCUAAUGUAGAAGUAACGGCUGCGGCGGCAAGUUAAGAGAAGGGCCGUCUUGUUGUUCGCUGCCACAAAAUGAAGAAGAAAAUAUGUUACUGCCGAUAAACACCGACUAAAUAUCAUGGCUAUGUAAAAAAACUAAUAAUAAAAUUAUGAAGCCGCGAUGAAGUCUAUGGAAAAGGCUGAUAGACUCUUUAUUAGACCCCAUCGAAUGUGAGAACAAUUAAGACCUAACAUUGCAAGAGCCACAUCUCACGAAAGCCGAUUGAAAAAUAAGCCGGAAGGGUAAAAAAAAUCGCACGAAAUUAAAAUAAAAAAACGAACUUCGAAAGUGGUUCUAGUUAGAGAAGAAAGCAGCCAGUUUUAAAAAUAAAGGAACAGAAGAAAAAGCACAGAAAAGAAAAAGACAGGAACAAAAGGGACCUGGCUCAGGUCGGAGCCUCAUUGGAAGUGUAUUGUUGACGUUGGCCAAGAUAAUUCGUAGCAGAUAAUUUCCAGCAAUAUGAAGGAGCCCAGAUUGUGCGCGCCUACCCUGCACCGUGGCGCCCGAGGUCCUCGACCUCCGAGACAACGAUAAUCUUCCCCGAGUUACGACACUUCUCGGCGGUGGCACAUAUUCUUGUUGGCGAUGAACAAGGCUUUCCUUCACAGCGAAGGGGGUGGGGGGACUCCCAAUUUGUUGUGGCGCGUGAUUGUUGUGUCUGUGCGCCUGCUGGCUCGCGGUCUGUGUAUAUCAGUGUCUUUGUAUACCAAGCGGACCAAAGAGGGGAUGGCGCAGCCGCUCCACGAAACGCUAUAAGCCGCACUCCGUGACGACUACCACUACUACUACAACUUCAUCAUCAGGAGUUAGCAAAGCGAUGAUCAUCCGACGGGCGAAAAACAGAAGAAAGAAGAACGCAAGCCAUGUGCAAGCACCACCUUCAUGUUUUGUGUGUGUGUAUGUGUGUGUGUGUCUGUGCUUCUGCGCGUCCUCGGCUCGUCGUGACAAAAGAAAAAAAAAAAAACGUGAGUGAGGACAAAUGCGCCUGAUAGAGACUGCGUGCUGUGCAAUACCUUCGAGACGAGAGGACUCCCCGUCUACGAUUGAGGCGCCCUCUGCUUCGCCACGAGAUUGACGUUGCGCAGGGUGGGGUUCAACGUAGUGACAUCGACCCUUGUGUUCCAUCCCGGAUUAUUAAUUUUCUUUCUUCGUUGUCGUUGUUGCUCGAGCGCAAAGCGUUAUUCCUUCCUUUGCGAGAGCUAUAGCGUGGGUCAACGUCAGGUUACCGAUGCGCGACUAUCGGGGGGCACAGCGAGAAAAGGGGAGAAGAGGCUUAAUUCCUCAGAGAGUUCGGCUAGAUCGAGCGGAAGAAGCAAACACACAAACAGAGAAAGCCACUUGACGUCGAAGUUUUAAAAGUAAGCUCUCUGUGGCCGAAAAGAAAAGAAAAAAGCACGCCUUUAAUUUUUUUUUCGGGCGUGGCACCUAAUUAAACAGAGAAAGCUUCUCUGCUCGCUCGCGACAUGUCGUUCGUUCAAGAAGACGCGGAAGCAGAAAGUGGAGGAUCGGAGCAUGCGUAAAACUUGCGAAGUGAGGACCGUGCGUGGGAGAAGGGUAGACCGUGAGGGAAGAGGGUGCGUUGGCUAGAGUAAGAAUGGAGGAAAUAAAGACAUUGAAAGGAAGAAAAGAGCGUAGGAGAGUAAAGAAAAGAGGCAGAUAGAGCGUGGAGAUAUCGCUCUGUAACGAGUCUGGACGAGGAACUGAAAAUGUAAGAACAACAACAAAACAAAACAAAAUAGCGUGUUCUCCCCGUCGGCCGUGUAAGGUAGUUGGCUAAGGGCGCUCUUGGCGGCGCUAAUCCGCGUACCCUGCGCGGGGAUCGCGGGAGGGAUUUUCUGCGGCGACAAUGGGUCAUCGCGGGCCGGCAGGCCUCAUCCAUCUUGCUCUGGAAGGAACGGUGUCAAAUUACGUGCGAAUAUUAAAAUGUUUUUGUUU
Molecule: messenger RNA, 5105 nt
Organism: Dermacentor silvarum
Lineage: Eukaryota; Metazoa; Arthropoda; Arachnida; Ixodida; Ixodidae
Product: leucine-rich repeat-containing protein 4C
Exons: 5
Coding region: 707-2398 (563 amino acids)
Molecular function (GO): protein binding
Source: RefSeq, a predicted model, not a curated record